UCUCCCGCCGCACCCACAGCGCGUCCCGGUGCCUCACGAUCCGAUCAUCCGGCCGCUCCGUCUGUCGCGCCAGACCCGGACUGGGCGCUGUGCCCUGUCUCCCUCUCUGUGUCUGUGCCGUUGCGGUCUCCACAGUCUAUCCACGCUGGGGUCUGACGGGCUGGAGUCAGCUGGGUCGGGAACCAUGAAGGUCCCUGGAGCCGUGCUUCGCGAAGGCGAGCUUGAGAAGCGCAGCGACAGCCUCUUUCAGCUGUGGAAGAAGAAGCUUGUGGUGCUGAGCACCGACCGUCUGAGCCUGUUCCCUGACGGCCCCGCGGCGGCCCGGAGAGGCGCGCGCCCUAAGGAGCUGCGCUUCCACUCGAUCCUCAAGGUGGACUGCGUGGAGCGCACAGACAAGCACGUCUAUUUUACCAUAGUCACCAAGGACCGCAAGGAGAUCGACUUCCGCUGCCCGGACGAGAGCUGCUGGAACGCCUCCAUCACCAUGGCGCUCAUCGACUUCCAGAACCAACGCGCCAUCGAGGAUUUCAGGAGCCGGCAGGAGUUGGAGCGGGAGCGGGAGCGGGAGCAAGUGGGGCCGCCUGAACGCCGGCUGGCUCGCGCGCCCUGA
Molecule: messenger RNA, 610 nt
Organism: Trichosurus vulpecula (common brushtail)
Lineage: Eukaryota; Metazoa; Chordata; Mammalia; Diprotodontia; Phalangeridae
Gene: PHLDA2
Product: pleckstrin homology like domain family A member 2
Exons: 1
Coding region: 185-610 (141 amino acids)
Biological process (GO): positive regulation of apoptotic process
Molecular function (GO): phosphatidylinositol phosphate binding
Source: RefSeq, a predicted model, not a curated record